Molecule: messenger RNA, 5106 nt
Organism: Delphinapterus leucas (beluga whale)
Lineage: Eukaryota; Metazoa; Chordata; Mammalia; Artiodactyla; Monodontidae
Source: RefSeq, a predicted model, not a curated record
AUGGCUCUCAGCAAGGCGCUCGGCCGGGGCGACCGGGGCUCGGGCAACGAGGAUCUGGAAUCCCUCGACACCUACAUACAGAACACACUCUCUGCCCUCUACCCACCUUUUGAGGCCACGGCAGCCACGGUGCUCUGGCAGCUGUUCAGCGUGGCCGAGAAGCUCUACGGUGGGGACGGGCUGCGCUGCCUCCUGGACUUCCUCAUCCCAGCCAAGAGGGCCCUGCAGCACCUGCAGCGGGAGGCCCGUGCCAGGUACACAGGCUUCCUCUUCCUGCACGAAGGGUGGCCGCUGUGCAUCCACGAGAAGGUGGUGGUGCAGCUGGCGCCCCUGCGCGGAGUCAGGCUCAGGCCUGGGGACUUCUACCUGCAGAUCACUGUGGCAGCGGGGAAGCAGCCUGCCAGACUGGUCUUGAAACGCCUCUCCCGGCUUGGACAAGGCUCGGAGGAAGUCACUGUCCCUGAGACCAUGUACGGCUGUGUCUUCACGGGAGAGUUCCUGGAACUGGUGAAUGGGGAACAGAACAGUGUCCCCUUGCAAAACUGCUUGCUGACCUCAGGCUCGGCGGUCUACCGCACCCCCUGGAACAACGUCACAGACCCUGUCUUUGUCCCCACCACUGGAACCAACCUGCCCAGCUGCCCCAGCGGUCCUGGGCCUCAGCAGCCGCCACCCAACAGCGCCUCGGAGGCUCCAGCCCCGGCACCAACCGUGGCCAGUCCCGCUCCCCAGGGCAGCACGCCUUCCAAGCACACCCCAACCCUGCCCCACUGCGGUGGGCAUCCCAGCAGUGACCAGCCCCGCCGUCUUCCUUCCCCAAGAAGGGCUGAGUGUGAAAGCCCCGGGACCCUGUCCGGGAGUCCCAGUGGAGGCCUCACUGGGGUUGGCCCCUCAGAGCAGGACCCCUGGGAGUGUCCUGAGAGCCCUGAAGGACCAGGAGGGAGGCUGGACCCCAUGGUCAAGAAGGACGGCUCCAAGGCCCUCUCCUUCCACGCAGAGGUGGGCAGCCCGAGCUCCAGGAGGCGGCCGCCCAGGGCCCCAGCCAGUGUGGAGGCCAGACGCUGGUUCAGGAAGUCCUACAUGGAGGCCCUGCAGAACCCUAUGCCCCUGGGCUCCAGCUCUGAGGAAUCCAUCGGGGACGAGGCCUGUGGCUCCCAGACCCACGGCCACAAGGCCAGGGGGCCCAGGGCAGCAGCCAGUCUCACCCCGAAAGAGAUCCCUGGCCCUGCGGGAGACCCCCAGGAGAUCCCGAGACAGGAGAGGGGUCCAGGAGCUGCAGGGAGGACCCUUCCCAGGAGGUCUCGAUCCUGGGAUAGGUCCCUCAGAAGCUCCCGAGGUGACACCUGGCGGGCCUCCCAGCACUUAGCCAGCACCAGCCCAGGGGCUCUCCUGGGAGGACAAGCUGUGGGGACCAGAACCACAGGCUCCAGCUGUCCAGGCACAGGGGAGAGUCCCAGCUGCACAGGAGAGGAAGCUGAAGUCUAUGCAGAGGGCAGCAGCUUCCGAGGAAGCAGCCCCAUCCGGUGUUCGGACCUGCUUGCUGAGCCGCUGUGCCCCGAGGGUGAAGGGUGGGCACCUGGCACAGGAGACCUGCCCAGCCGGGCGCCCAGGCAGGAGCUGGAACUCAACCAGGAGCUACUGCAGUCCGGGGCGGUCACCCUCCCAGGAACCCGAGACCGUCAGGGAAGAGCGGUGGUGCAGGUCUGUACAAGGGGCCCACUCUGGUCCAGCGAACACAUGUCCAGUGCCGAGCUAACCCGUCUGCUGAAGUACCUCCACAGCAUCCCCAGGAAGGAGGUGCGGGAGCUGGGGCUGGUCAUCCUGGUGGACGCACGCAAGAGCCUGGCCGCCCCCGCCCUCUCCCAGGCCCUGGCAGCCCUGCAGAACACAUCUCCUCCCUUAAUUCAUAGUAUUUUGCUGCUGGUGGAUAAAGAAUCAGCAUUUAGGCCUGACAAGGAUGCAACAAUUCAGUGUGAGCUGGUGGGUUCCCUGAAGGCCCUGCACAAAUUUGUCGACAGCUCCCAGCUGACUGCAGACCUCGAGGGCUCCUUUCCCUACAGCCACAGUGCCUGGAUCUGCUUCCGUCGGAAGCUGGAGCCCUUCACCUCAAACUGCGAGGAAGCCAUUGUUUUCCUACAAAAUUCAGUCCGCUCCCUGAACACCCACAGGACCCCACGCACAGCACAGGAGGUCGCAGAGUUGAUCGGCAAGCACAGGGCGAUGAUGAAGCAUGUCCUGGAAGACGCGCGGCUGGUGGCCCUCCGGCUGGAAGGCGGCACCGUGCUGGCACGGCUGAGGAGGGAGGAGCACGGCGCCGGCCAAGACUACCAGGACACCAUCGAGGCUGCCUGCAGGCUGUACGACCAAGUAGACGAAGAGGUCCACAGGCUGGUCCUCGCCUCCAACAGGUGUCUGCAGGCACUGGAGGAGCUCCAGGAGCGAGGACACCAGUCAGGGCUCCAGGGGGGAGGCGACCAGUUCUCAGUAGUUUAUUUUCCCGCCGGAACAGAGGCACCGUACCGGUCAUUUAGCCUCACGGGUUGCAGUGGAGAGUCUGCUCUGCUGCGCUCUCGGCCUUGGGCUGGGCCCUGCUUUCUCCCGGGAAUCUCGUCCACCUCUGGUCCUCAGGCCGCCUCCGCCCGGGGGCUUCUGCAGGUUGCCUGCCCAGCUGCUGAGUGGGGCGGGGCCACUGGAGGCCCCUGCUGGGCCCACCUCCUGGGCUCGUGGGCUCCUCCAGAGACAAAGCCUCCGAUCCCCGAGGGGAGGGCCUGGCUGCACGUCAGGGAGGAGAUCACAUCGUGGUUUGAAAAAGAAAGAGAGAAAUUCCUCGGGCCUUUGGAGCUGCUGUCUCUGGGGAACUCAAAGCAGUGGCAGGCGUCCCAGGCUCUCCCGGACAGGCUGACGCAAUAUCGUCCGAAAGGGCUGCGGCUGAUGGAAGAGGACUUGCAAGGUGCAGAGGAAGGGACCCAGGACUUCAGAAGGAGUCUGAGCGCCAAGGCCGGCCUGGCUGAGCAGAGGGAGGGCGAGCUGGCCAGGCAGGCCCUCGGGUCCGAGUUCUGCGAGACGGUGAGCGGGCGGACGCUGCGGUGCAGUCAGUGCCUAGAGCACCCGGACCCAGAGCUGGUCACCGAGGAUCUGAAGCGCUGUCGCCGGCAGGCCGUGCAGAGCUUCCCCAGGGCGAGUGCGGUGGUGGUGGGCCCCGGCGGCCAGUGGGCGCUGCCACGGGGCCAAACCUUGUGGCUGCAGAGCCGGCAGACCCGACGCCACUGGCAAGAGGCCCUUGGAGAGGCGGCCCCGGGCCCCGGCACCCUGCCUCUGGGCUGGAGCCCCCUGAAGCACGAGCUUGCCCAGGGACCCGAGGGGCAGCCCCUUGAGCCUUCCUGGACCCCUCCCGCUGACCCCGAGGGCCGAGCUGAGGAGUGGGCCUGACUGCUACCCGGCCUCGCCGGACAAGCUGCUGUGUGUGGGCAGGGUGAGCACCUGAGCCCAGGUGUGCACGCACAGGACAGCAGCGGCACCUGCUCCCCGCACCCCAGGAAGCACCGCCUGAAGAAAAUUAGGAAGCAAGCACAAAGCUUCGCGACUCCUCAGCUUGACAGUGGCCCCAGCGACUCCCUCCGGCUGGGCCACACUGGGGUCUUCAUCAAAGGCCUGGAGGUGACCGGCACCGCCGUGGCCUCAGAGAAGCGGCCCCCGCUGAGGCCACGUGCCGAGAGCCCUCGGCUCCCUCGGAACCGGAGUCUGUCCUCUCCCUCCAGGACCCACCCCUCCGAGGAGGAUGGGAAGGCUCAGGUGGGAAGCCAGCCGACGCAGCACGUGAUGGCCGAGAUGAUCUCCACGGAGAGGCAGUAUGUUAGGUCCUUAGGAUAUGUCAUCGACAACUAUUUUCCAGAAAUGGAAAGGACGGACCUGCCCCAGGGCCUCCGAGGGAAGCGCAGCGUCAUUUUCGGGAACUGGGAACUCUACGCCUUCCACCGCGGGCACUUCCUCCCGGGGCUGGAGCGCUGCCGGCACCGCCCCUGGGCUGUGGGCCACGCGUUCCUGAGAUAUGAGGAGCAGCUUGGCAGGAACGCGCUGUACAGCAAGAACAAGCGGGCAGACACCCUGCUCUGCAGCCACGGCAACGCCUUCUUCAAGGACAAGCAGCAGGAGCUGGGUGACAAGAUGGACCUGGCCUCCUACUUGCUGAAGCCCGUGCAGCGCGUGGGCAAGUACGCACUGCUGCUCUGGGCCCUGGUCCAGGAGGCUGGCGGCUGCCCCGCCCGUGAGCAGGCGCUGGGUGAGCUGAGGGCCAUAGGACAGGCCUGCGGGGAGGCGCCCACGCUUGAGACCCCCCAGACCCCCGCCCAGAGGGAAGAGAACGCCUGGGAGAGGCUGCUGGGGCGGGAGCCACGGGAGGAGAGGCAGGAGAGGCCAGCCUGCCUGCAGGUGGAUCUGAAGGAACAGGGGCGGCUGAUAUGCCAGGAUGAGUUCCUCGUUUGCUGCAGAGGGAAGAAACACCUGAGGCGCGUGUUCCUGUUUGAAGACCUCAUUCUGUUCAGCAAGACCCAGAAGGUGGACGGAGGCCACGAUGUGCACGCGUACAAGCAGUCCUUCAAGAUGGCACAGAUCGGGAUGACGGAGAACGUCGGGGACAGUGGCUUGAGGUUUGAGAUCUGGUUCCGCAGGCGGCGGAAAUCCCAGGACACCUACAUUCGCCAGGCGAGCUCCGCGGAGGUCAAGACCUCCUGGACGGACGUGAUAGGGAAGAUCCUGUGGCGGCAGGCUCUGUGGAGCCGAGAACUCAGGACACAGGAGAUGGUGUCCACAGGGAUAGGCAGCAAGCCAUCCAUGGACGUCGAGCCCAGCAACGCGGCCAUAAGCGACCGGGCCGUCAGUUACACCAGGAAUGGAACAGAGGCACGGACCCGAGCGUCCAGAGCUGUGCCCUCCUGUGACCACACCGCCCCCCUCAAGAGACCGCACUCCACCCUCUCAGACAGCAGCACGUCCUCCUCCAGCAGCUGGUCCUCCUCCGCCCGGGGGCCGCUGCCCCCCACCCGCGCCCACAAGUCCCGCCCGCUACCCCUGUCCGUGCAGCGUGCACACCUGCACGGAGCAGGGUGA